AUGUCUGCCGUCAGUCGAAGCUUGCGGUCCGCCUCCAAGCAGCUACGAACACCUCGGCUUGGUGGUGGUGUCCUACCUCUUGCAAGUGCCGCCGCUGUCCGCUCGACAUCAGUCGCUGCUGCCCGCACAUGCUCAACUCCCUCCUACCUUUCCACAACCACAGCACGCAAGUCUGGAGCGCCCGCCAUGCCUCCUACUAGAGAAUACGAUCCCGAGAUUAAGGACAUUGCCGACUAUGUCGCCAACACGUCCAUUGACUCUGACCUCGCUUUCGACACGGCUCGAUGGAUUCUCCUAGACACUCUCGGCUGCGGCCUGGAGGGCCUGCGUUUCGCCGAGUGCACCAAGCUCCUCGGCCCCACGGUUCCCGGCACCAUUGUGCCCAACGGUACCAGGGUCCCCGGAACUCCCUAUGUGCUGGACCCGAUCAACGGAGCCUUCAAUAUUGGUGCCAUGAUCCGCUGGCUCGACUUCAACGACUGCUGGCUGGCCGCUGAGUGGGGUCACCCCUCGGACAACCUGGGCGCGAUUCUGGCCGUAGCCGACUGGGUCAACCGCACCAACAAGGCCGGUGGCAACUUGGCCGGCGGCAAGAUCUUCACUGUCAGGGACGUCUUGGAGGGAAUGAUCAAGGCCCACGAGAUCCAGGGCUGCCUGGCGCUUCUCAACUCGUUCAACAGGGUCGGCCUCGACCACGUCGUUCUCGUCAAGGUGGCCAGCUCCGCCGUUGUCGCCAAGAUGCUUGGCCUCGACUCCCAGGGCAUCGCCGCUGCCGUCAGUCAAGCCUGGGUUGACGGCCAGAGCCUGCGUACCUACCGCCACUCGCCCAACACCAUGUCCCGCAAGUCCUGGGCCGCUGGUGACGCCUGCCAACGCGCCGUCAACCUCGCCCUCAAGGUUCUCAAGGGCGAGCAGGGCGUGCCCACGGUUCUGUCCGCCCCCGGUUGGGGUUUCUACGAUGUCUUGUUCAAGGGAAAGAAGUUUGAGUACCAGCGUCCCUACGGAAGCUACGUCAUGGAGAAUGUCCUCUUCAAGGUGUCCUACCCAGCAUGGUACCAGGCUUGGAUGCUGACCACUUCUCGUGUGCGUUGUGCAGCCGAGUUCCACUCCCAGACGGCUGUUGAGGCUUCGGAGCGUAUCUACCACCAGCUCAAGAAGAUGGGCAAGUCCGCCGCCGACAUCAAGGGCGUCACCUGCCGCACGCACGAGGCCUGCGUGCGCAUCAUCGACAAACAGUUCAAGCCCUUGGAAAACUUUGCCGACCGUGACCACUGCAUCCAGUACAUGUGCGCCGUGAUGCUGACCUUUGGCCGCCUCGAGGCCAGCGACUAUACCGACGGCGGCGAGGCUGCCACGUCAGAGCUGGUCGAGUCCCUGCGCCGGAAGAUCAAGUGCGUCGAGGACCCCCAGUACACCAAGGACUACCACGACCCGGCCCUGCGCACGAUCUCCAACGCCCUCACCGUCGAGCUGAACGACGGCACCGUCCUGGACGAGGUGGCUGUCGAGGCACCCCUGGGCCACCGUCUCCGCCGUGAGGAGGCCAAGCCCUUCAUCCUCGAGAAAUACAAGCGUCACCUCGGCCCUCACCUGAGCGAGUCCCGCGUCAAGGAGCUCAUCGACCUUGGUCUCGACCCUAAGAAGCUCGAAAGCACCGCCGUGGACGAGUACGUUGACCUGUACACUGUCAAGGAGAGCAAGUUUCUCAACUAG
Molecule: messenger RNA, 1713 nt
Organism: Geosmithia morbida
Lineage: Eukaryota; Fungi; Ascomycota; Sordariomycetes; Hypocreales; Bionectriaceae
Product: 2-methylcitrate dehydratase
Exons: 3
Coding region: 1-1713 (570 amino acids)
Cellular component (GO): mitochondrion
Molecular function (GO): 2 iron, 2 sulfur cluster binding; 2-methylcitrate dehydratase activity
Source: RefSeq, a predicted model, not a curated record